Molecule: messenger RNA, 2462 nt
Organism: Linum tenue
Lineage: Eukaryota; Viridiplantae; Streptophyta; Magnoliopsida; Malpighiales; Linaceae
Source: the annotation of a GenBank genome assembly
UUAAUGUGUUUAAAAUACAACACACUACACUGCACACACCCAUAUGCUGCUUCUUUCUUUCAUCAAAAGCAAAUUACCUGUGAACAGAAAUCCGACACAGCAAGUUGUGCAUCCAGCCCUAGCUGGCUAGCUCGCUCGCUCCUCCCAGUACAAUCAGUAUGCAUUCUUCUCUCUUGAGUUCCAGCAUCUCAACGAACCACGGAACAAUAUUGACCACCACCGAGCUGAAUGGAACAACAACAGUGGAGCCCGGAGCCUUAACGCAGCUGAUUAGCGCUACCGGCGAUCCCAAGGAGAGAAUCAAGAAGCUUUUCCAAAAACUCGAGCUGUCAGCCUCCCCAUACGACACCGCAUGGGUGGCCAUGGUUCCAUCUCCCGCGGCAGCGGCUUCUAGCGCUCCAAGCUUCCCGGGCUGCCUUAGUUGGAUACUAAAGAAUCAGCACAGUGAUGGUUCCUGGAGUUUGCAGCCUGUUCACACCAGAGACCCGACGCUAAUGAAAGACGCACUCUCCUCCACUUUGGCCUGCAUUCUCGCGCUCAAGCGCUGGGGCAUUGGCCUGGUGACGACCACAUUCACAACGCUCUGGCUUUCGUGGAGGCGAAUUCGAGCUCCCUCGCGGAUUCGCGGCAGCAAACUCCAAUUGGGUUCGACGUAGUGUUCCCUUCCAUGAUCCAAACGUGUGUUCGAGAUUUCAAUCUGAGUCUCCCGAUCGAUGCAGCGCACGUCGAGACAAUGAUCCGCGACAGUUAAAUUGCGCUCAUGACCGGUCCGAAUCGCGACACCCAUGGUCGAAACGCCUACCUGGCCUACAUCUCAGAAGGAAUCGGGAACUCGUCGACUCGUGCUUGGGAAACGGCAAUGAAAUUCCAGAGGAAGAACGGUUCGCUUCUCAACUCGCCUUCCGCGACCGCCGCGGCUUUUGUUCGCCUUCAGGACGCAGGGGCACUUCGCUACCUCCAGUCACUGGUUGACAAUAAUACGGCUGAUCACGCAGUUGGAGUUCCAGCACUUUCCCCCUACCAAAUUCAUGCCCGGCUCUGUCUGAUUGAUGCUGUGGAGAGUCUGGGGUCGGUCGCCACUUUGUGGAAGAAAUUCAGACGAGCUUGGAUGAGAUCUACAAAUGCUGGCAGCAGGGAGAAGAAGAGAUAUUCCUCGAUGCCACAACUUGUGCCAUGGCAUUCCGGAUAUUACGCCUCAAUGGACGUCCAGUCACGCCUGACGUGUUUGAUCGAUUCGCAGAGGGUCGAUUCUGGACCGAUACGAUGGAAGGGUAUUUGAAGGAUAAGAAAGCAGUGUUGGAGUUGCACAAAGCGGCCAGAAUCAAUGGCUGUCACGGUUCAACCAUCCUUGAUAGCCAGCAGAUGUGGACAGCCAAGUUCCUAACACAGGUAGCUUUGGAAUACAGUCAUGAUCAUAGUCCUGCUCCACCCAAUAUUGUCAAUCAGGUGAAUGAUGUCCUCAAUUAUCCAUUCCACGUUGACGUCGAACUCUUGGCUCACAAGAGAAAUACCGAACAGUACCGUCCAGAAAAGACCAAGAACAAACUUCUCAAAUCCUCCAUCAGCUGUGCGGCCUUCGGGGACGAAGCUCUGCUGAAACUAGCAGUAGAAGACUUCAACUCUCGUCAAUCAUUGCACCGCCAAGAGCUAGAACAACUUAUGUCGUGGCUUAAAGACAAGGAACUGUACGAGAUGAAGUUGGCCAAGGUGAAAACAGGCUACUGUCACUUUCAAGGUUCAGCAACUUUCUCCGACCCUGACCACUCGGAUGCCCGCAUCUUGUUGUCCAAACACGCCCUCAUUAUUUCUCUAGUGGAUGACUUAUUCGACAUUAAUGGAACUCCGGAGGAGUGUUUGAACCUUGUCCAUCUCUUGGAGAGGUGGGAUGUGGAGGGGCCAAAGGUGAAGUUGUGCUCAAAGCUCGAAACACUGUACCGAGCAAUUCACAGCACCAUAUGUGAGACCGUGGAGAAAGCCUUCCCGCUACAAGAGCGUAAUGUUAUGGACCACGUCGUUGAGCUUUGGGUGGAGAUGCUGAGAGGAAUGUUGAAAGAAGCAGAAUGGGCUAGGAUGAAUUUGGCCCCAACACUUGAUGAGUACAUGGAGAAUUCACCCAUUACGCUCGAUCGGUGUAGGAGCCUUCUUGCUCCCAGCCAUGUACCUAGCCGGGCAUAAGCUAGAAGACGACGUCGUUCGAGGCCCACAAUUUCAAGGGCUGUUCAUGCUCCACACCACCAUCGGUCGUUUACUGAACGACGUAGUAGGCUUCGAGAGAGAAGCUGAGCAAGGAAAAGUGAAUGCAGUGUCGCUACGGGUGACGGAAAGAGGAAUGGGCACAGAAGAAGCGGUGGAAGAGGUCGAAAACGUGAUCAAAUCGUUGACGCGAGACAUGGAAGGAGGACCUCUACCAUAAUAGCACAAAGCUGGUCAAGGUUGUAGAAUCUGUGAUGAACCAACCGAUC